AUGGAUUCUGUCCCAUUGGUAGUAGGCCAAAUCGUGCGCAUCGCAUACUAUACCACCGGACUUGUUCUGGUGUCCAUUGUUCUCAAUGUGAUCAACCAGCUCAUCUUCUACAACAGAAAGGAACCACCUGUUGUCUUUCACUGGGUUCCUUUCAUUGGAAGUACAGUCGCCUAUGGCAUGGACCCGUACCAGUUCUUCUUCGCUUCUCGUGCCAAGUAUGGCGACAUAUUUACUUUCAUCCUGCUAGGCAAGAAAACAACUGUAUACCUCGGGGUUGAAGGCAAUGAGUUCAUUCUCAAUGGAAAGUUGAAGGACGUCAAUGCCGAAGAGAUCUACGGCAAGCUAACAACACCCGUCUUCGGAUCUGACGUUGUCUACGACUGUCCUAACUCCAAACUCAUGGAGCAAAAGAAGUUCAUUAAAUACGGCCUAAGCCAAGAAGCCCUAGAAUCUUAUGUCCCCCUAAUCGCCGAUGAAACAAGCGCCUACAUAAAAUCAUCCCCCAAUUUCAAAGGCCAAUCAGGCACCAUUGACCUCGCCGCAGCCAUGGCCGAGAUAACUAUCUUCACAGCAGCACGCACCCUCCAAGGCGUAGAAGUACGCUCAAAGCUGACCUCCGAGUUCGCCGAGCUCUUCCACGACCUCGACCUCGGUUUCACCCCAAUAAACUUCAUGCUCCCCUGGGCACCACUACCCCACAACCGCAAGCGAGACAAAGCUCACGGACGUAUGCGUGAGAUCUAUCUGGGAAUUAUCCAAGCACGACGGGAAGCCGGAGAAGCAGACGUCAAUGGCAGGGAUAAAUCCAAAGGCACAGACAUGAUCUCAAACCUAAUGCGUUGUGUAUACCGCGACGGGACUCCAAUCCCAGACAAGGAGAUCGCGCAUAUGAUGAUCACGCUGCUGAUGGCGGGCCAACACUCGUCGUCCGCAAUUAGCUGCUGGAUCCUUCUCCGACUUGCCUCGCAGCCCGAGAUGACGGAGAAGUUGUACGCCGAACAGAUCCAGAACUUGGGUGCUGAUCUCCCACCGUUGCAGUACAAGGAUAUGGAUAAACUCCCGCUGCAUCACAACGUGAUCAAGGAGACGUUACGUAUCCACUCGUCUAUCCAUACGCUUAUGCGAAAGGUGAAGAAUCCGAUGCCGGUGCCUGGGACUGAAUUUGUUGUUCCGCCUUCGCACACGUUGCUCUCUUCGCCUGGUGUUACGGCGCGGGAUGAGCGCUAUUUCCGUGAUCCAUUGCGAUGGGAUCCUCAUCGCUGGGAGAAUCGGAUUGAGGUUGAGGAUGCUUCUGAUACGGUGGAUUAUGGGUAUGGUGCUGUUUCCAAGGGAACACGCAGUCCAUACUUGCCAUUCGGGGCAGGCAGACAUCGUUGUAUUGGGGAGAAAUUUGCGUAUCUUAAUUUGGGGGUUAUUGUUGCCACCCUUGUGAGGGAGUUCAAGUUUUUCAAUCCUGAGGGAAUGGAGGGAGUGCCGGACACGGAUUACUCGUCUCUCUUUUCACGUCCUGUGCAGCCGGCGACUGUGCGAUGGGAAGUCCGUUCAUAG
This is a messenger RNA of Penicillium griseofulvum, 1548 nucleotides long. RefSeq names its product cytochrome P450. The transcript has 4 exons. Gene Ontology annotation, molecular function: heme binding; iron ion binding; monooxygenase activity. NCBI's taxonomy places the organism in Eukaryota, Fungi, Ascomycota, Eurotiomycetes, Eurotiales, Aspergillaceae. The coding region runs from base 1 to 1548 and encodes 515 amino acids. The record is from RefSeq and is a predicted model, not a curated record. Gene Ontology annotation, biological process: ergosterol biosynthetic process.